GAUGACAUGAAUUUGCAGAGUGCUCUAUGAAUAUGACGCUUUCAAACAAAUUGCUCAACUAUCGAUAGAUCCUUUAUAUAAAGCGUCAACCUGUAAAAAUGAAAAGAAAAGAAAAAGAAACAAAACAAGGAAACCUUUUAAAUAGCCUUUCUUGAAAGGAAGAAAAAAAGUUCAAAAAAAGAACUCCCAAGGCGAGACUCGAACUCGCAACCUUCUGAUGACCUUUUUAAGAGUCAGACGCUCUAAACCGAUUGAGCUACCCGGGACUUGUAUAUUUCCUUUGCUGUUUAAACCGUUUUGUAACGUUUUGUUUUAUUUAUGAACAACAUUGAAUCACUUUGCUUGUUUUUUCUUUUGUUUUUGAAAUAACAAGAAAAGAGCAAAGUUUACCAUUGCGUACUUCAGGAACAAGAGUUUUUUCUUUUUUUUUUUUUUUUUUUUUUUGUAUCUCUAACGUUUUAUAUUUUAUUUUCAAUUGUUCACUUUUUCUUUUUAAAUCCAUUUUCUCUUGUCUUACUGAAAUAAAAAGAAAAAAGUCUGCGUGCGAAAUUGGCCCUUCUCUCCUACAGGUUAGGCUUUCAUUCCUUUCCUUUCCCCUUUCAUUUUAGGUACUUGUUUUACGUUUCCUUUUUUUUUGGUAUUUUUGAACUGUAAAGCAGUUUCUUUCUUUUCUUCAUAACAUUUUUGACGGAAAGCGAAUUACGUCCACCCAGAAAACAAAAUUAUGAACCAGCUGGCUUCUUCGGCUACCAAUAGCCCGGAUACGGCCAAUGGUCUCCAAAGUAUCUUAUCCGGGAAUUCUUUUUUCAGCGCAGGAAUAGGUUUAAUGGGUUUCGGAGCUGGUUUGGCCAUCUUACGGCGUGGUGUCGUAUCUGGCGCAGGUCUCAUCAAACGUCGAAUGCUGGUUUCUGUGGAAAUCCCAAGUAAAGAAAAAAGUUAUAAUGCAUUUCUUCAUUGGAUGGGGACAGUCCCGAAACGAUACUCCAACCAGCUAGCCGUUGAAGCAAGAGGAAGUGCCAAAAGUAUUUUCCAUCCUCCCACCCGUUCCUCCAACCAACCCAGCCCCAGUAGUCUCUUCCAACUCGUCCCCGGACCAGGAAAGCACUUUAUUAAAUACAAGAAAUGCUGGAUUCAGGUCGAGCGCCAACGAAGCAGCCGCCUACAAGACUUGACAACCGGCACUCCAUGGGAAACCAUCACACUUACGACGUUGUCCAGGGAUCGUGGAAUUUUCUCUGAUAUGCUUCUUGAAGCUCAGAAAUUCAUGCAUACUGCUCAGAAAAACAAGACCACAAUAUACACUGCAUGGGCUACUGACUGGAAGCCGUUUGGAUCACCAAGAUCGAAGCGUCUUUUAUCUAGUGUUGUUUUGGAAAAAGAUGUAAAAAAUUUAAUUACUGAAGAUGUUCGAGACUUUUUGGGUAACUAUCAAUGGUAUGCUGACCGAGGAAUCCCCUACCGCCGUGGAUACCUUUUAUAUGGUCCUCCAGGAAGCGGAAAAACCUCUUUCCUCUAUGCCUUGGCCGGUGAACUGGAUUAUGAUAUCUGUGUCUUAAACCUUGCUGAAAGAGGCUUGAGUGACGACAGACUAAAUCACUUACUCUCUAAUGUUCCUCCAAAGUCAAUUGUCCUCCUAGAGGAUGUCGAUUCUGCUUUCCAAGGAAGGGAUCGUUCCGGUGAAAUUGGGUUCCGUGCCAAUGUCACAUUUAGUGGUCUUUUGAAUGCAGUUGACGGUGUAACUUCUGCAGAUGAACGUAUCAUAUUUAUGACAACAAAUCAUCCAGAAAUACUCGAUCCUGCUUUGAUUCGUCCUGGCCGUGUCGAUAUCAAGGCAUAUUUGGGCAAUGCCACUCCUCAGCAGGUACACGAUAUGUUCCGUAGAUUCUAUGGAAGAGAUGAUCCCAUACUAUCUUCUGAACUAAGUAAGAUUGUGUGUGAGAAGAAUACGAGUAUGGCAUCUCUCCAAGGUUUAUUUGUUAUGAACAAAACAUCGCCAGAAGCCGCAUUGGAACUUGCAAAAGAGCUUCCUCAGCUUCCUAAAAGCACUCCCUUUGCAUUUAAUUUACAGAAAAAACCUCUUUCUGUCUAAUUUUGAAAAGCAUGGUCGUUUAUAAUGUCGUUUGCAAUCAUUUUCUUAAUCAGAUACCCUUGAAGCAGUCGACUGUUUGUUAAGAAAUGUCAUUGUCUACAGGCUUAAUACCUUAUAUAAAUCUAUUUUAUAUGUUGUAUGGAUAAUGAGUAAUCACAAAGCUAUACUCUCCAUUCUUGAACUACACUUUAGAUACGUGAAAAAAUGAAGCUUUAUUAAAAAUUCAUAGUUUCUGCUUAAUACAUUUUAUUGAAUUUCUAUGCAUUUCCAUCCUGUUUAU
Messenger RNA from Schizosaccharomyces octosporus yFS286, 2369 nucleotides. RefSeq names its product Rieske ISP assembly ATPase. Gene Ontology annotation, cellular component: mitochondrial inner membrane. The transcript is spliced from 2 exons. NCBI's taxonomy places the organism in Eukaryota, Fungi, Ascomycota, Schizosaccharomycetes, Schizosaccharomycetales, Schizosaccharomycetaceae. The coding region runs from base 725 to 2089 and encodes 454 amino acids. Gene Ontology annotation, biological process: protein insertion into mitochondrial inner membrane from matrix; mitochondrial respiratory chain complex III assembly. The record is from RefSeq and is a predicted model, not a curated record. Gene Ontology annotation, molecular function: ATP binding; ATP hydrolysis activity.